Messenger RNA from Hypoxylon trugodes, 1943 nucleotides. RefSeq lists its product as uncharacterized. Bases 707 to 1834 code for a protein of 375 amino acids. Lineage: Eukaryota; Fungi; Ascomycota; Sordariomycetes; Xylariales; Hypoxylaceae. The record is from RefSeq and is a predicted model, not a curated record. The transcript has 2 exons.
CAAUCCGACCCCCCAAUAUCUCACACUUCUUACCCACACCGACGCCUCUAUCAAUAAUAUAUGUUUUCUUUUCUAAUUGGUGUCUGAGAAGCUACUCCGCAUCUCCGACCUAAUUGUGCCUUUGUCCGAAGUCCGAAAGGCUGAGACACCCCAAUUACAAGACACAAUUGCAAGACAUAAUGGAUUGUAAUCGUACAAGAACACAAGCCGCUUGCGUCGGCCGACUAAACCCGCCAGGGUGUAAUGAGAAGAGAGAACUGGCCACCUGCCUUUCUCAGAUUUCUGCAGCCACCUAAGGGAGGGACUAAAGGACGAUACCUUAGGUAAGGUAGGACUUUGAAGGUAAUACACCUUUAUAUGUUCCUCGCGGCCCAGAUAUGUGAGCCUCGACUCUUGGCUCGGCCCUCGUUUGCCCCAAAGCUGGUCGGUUUCCGACUACCGAGUCUCGGCCGGGUAGUAAAUGACCUGCCACUAAAUGUCUACCUAUCUAUCUUUCCUUCUCUCCACGGAAGGAUUCUCAUCUAACUCGUUUGCUAUUUUUAUUGUGGUAACAAUCUAGAUCUCUGCCCCCAACACUAGUGUAUUCCUCGCCAACGAAUGUGAAGUCACCCUAUCUAAGCUGAAGAGACUUAUUUCAUCCCUUCCCUAUUACUUCCCCCUUUACUAUUAAACCGCCACUCUGACGCGUUGUACACGAGAGGCGCAAAUGACACAACAGAAAGUUAUGGUAGAUUCCGAAUCUGCUAUUGUUACUACAUUUCCACGGUUCCAAGAUCUCCCCGCCGAGUUGAGACUUUUGAUAUGGCGAUUUUCUUUACCACGCCGAGCAUUCGAGAUCCGAAGAGAGACGGUUUCCGUCAGGCUAGAUGACGAAGUAGGCGACUUUAAAGAUCUCGACCAUGAUGCUUGGCGACUCCGUAGUUCAGAUCUGGUGGCCGUAAUUCUGGCUCCGCCAGCAUUGUUGUCGGUCUGUCGCGAAUCCCGGAAAAUAGCUAAGCGUACCGGAUCAUGGAAAUGUGUCGGCAGCCGUCCUCGAGGUAUCUGCCGAGUUCUCAAGUUAGAGACGUGGUUCGAUCCAACAACAGACACUCUUUGUUUCGACGACUCCGCUAUUCAAAAUAUUGCUGGGCAAAUAACAGAACGGAACGGCCUACAAACCGAAAAUACUAAUAAUCCCGCUAUCACUAGAUUCUACUUUGCUCAGUCACCUGUGAGCCCUGUCUGCGUCAGCCUUGCAGCGUUGGCAGGAAAUUCGGGGAAGUUCUUUGCAGAGCAGUGGAACCGUAGGCUUCGAGGUUUCUGGCACGGCGUACCACAAUGCCAAUAUUAUCACGAUAGCAUAUUGAUGCACCUGGGUAGAUCCCCUAAGGUCCAAGAGAUAUUUGGGAAGGGCGCUGAUAGAUGCCAUACACUUCUCGUCGACGCGCGUGAUUAUGGGAAACUACGAAAACUACACAGGUUGUACGUUGAUGAGUCCGAUACAACCUACUCCCAGCGAAGGGUUGCGGACUGGCUUGAACGUGUUAUGGACCCGGAAGGGGAUUACAUCGAACAAUCGCAGAACGACUUGAAAGAUCUCUGGCUUAAAGCUCAAGAAAACAUACCAUUUUCGUCCAUCGUCCAUUCCCCGGGUCGACUAGGAAACCAGACGAGAUCCCUACUCGACCCAGGCGCCGUCCUACACACUAUACUACAACAAUUUGACCAUACUCAUCCCUGGUGUCAGGGUGUGAUAAAGGGAAUGCCCAAUAUGCGCCUCGUAAUUCACUUUCGAUUAUGCAUUACGAAUCAUGAUAAAAAGCAUUGCCAGAAGAUAAAGGUACUUGGAAAUUAGGCGCCACUUGGGAGCCUUGUUUCUCGUAUCUAGCCUAAGCCUGUAUAGAUUUGGCAUUCAACAUUUGAUAUUUAAUAGGAUAUUAUGAUAUAGUUAUUAUGAUUCAAUA